AUGGGAACCCUGGAGGGACACCUGCUGCCAGGGAUAUGCUUCUUCUUCUUCUCACUCUACUACUCAGUGCAGGUGUCCUUGGCCCUGCUACGGGAACAAAGGUUUCUCAAGAUUCCUCUACCCCCAAGAGAGAAGAGAGGACACACGUGGUGGAAGCUGGUACCUAGGGAAGCGAUGGUGAAAAUCGUCAUCAGCCUGGCUGGCAUCAUGGCCGAGUUCUACUACCCACCAGGCAACAACCGGCUGAGGAUCGUAAAGUGGGAGGACCCUCAGCGACCGUUCUUGUUCCUGAACAACUGGUCACAUGCCACCAUCUACAGUUUCUUCCUGCUCAGCGGUGUGGUGGACAUUGUGAGCCAGUCAUGCCAGGCACGGCAGAGUAUAAAGCUGGAGCACGCAGCAGAGGCCCUGGCCUUCUUUGUACUGGCGCUGCUGAUGCUGGUGCACAGUGAGCACAAGAACGCCCUGGAGGUCCGCGUGCACAUCCUGUUCAUAGUGCCCACCUUGUUGGUGUGUCUGGUGCUCACCAUCGAGGUCUGGGUCCCUGACCAGCCCCCACUCUGGGUGCUCAAGACCUGGAUGGGACUGGUGUUCAGCACCUGGAUGCUGCAGCUCUGCCUGGUGUUGUACGUCCCUCCCUCUGGGCAGCCCUGGCGAUCAGAAAACCAUGAGGACCUCGCCUUUCUCCCCAUCUUCUUCUGUUGGCACCUGGUCUUAGGGGCGGUCAUCCUGGCCUCUGUCUAUAUCAUCUGUAGCCUAUGGCAUCAUCGCUGCUCUUCCUGGACAAAGGCCUCAGGUGUCAAGUACCAGCCAUGCCCCACAGGCUACAGCAGUGAAGAGCUGGAGAAAUUCAGGGCAGGGGCCAAGCUGCAAGAUGGGGUUGUCUAG
Messenger RNA from Molossus molossus (Pallas's mastiff bat), 888 nucleotides. Its product is annotated as transmembrane epididymal protein 1A-like. NCBI's taxonomy places the organism in Eukaryota, Metazoa, Chordata, Mammalia, Chiroptera, Molossidae. The transcript has a single exon. The record is from RefSeq and is a predicted model, not a curated record. The coding region runs from base 1 to 888 and encodes 295 amino acids.